Messenger RNA from Gopherus flavomarginatus (Mexican gopher tortoise), 4255 nucleotides. RefSeq names its product protein phosphatase 2 regulatory subunit Bgamma (gene PPP2R2C). Bases 450 to 1793 code for a protein of 447 amino acids. Gene Ontology annotation, molecular function: protein phosphatase regulator activity; protein binding. The transcript has 9 exons. NCBI's taxonomy places the organism in Eukaryota, Metazoa, Chordata, Testudines, Testudinidae. Gene Ontology annotation, cellular component: cytosol; protein phosphatase type 2A complex. The record is from RefSeq and is a predicted model, not a curated record. Gene Ontology annotation, biological process: peptidyl-serine dephosphorylation.
AAUCACAGAGCUUCACCGGGCAGCCUUUGCUGCAGUACGCUGAUUACCACUUUCUUAGCAUCCAGCAAGAUUCCACAGCAGCAAGCACUUGGAGCAGACUCUGCAAGGGAGCUUGUUUAAGGAGUACGUGACUAAAGAAUUGGGUUAUUCUUUAACUGCAGGAGAAGUACCUGUAGUUUCUCCACACAGAUCACCUCCUGGGUUUUUUGCAUUCUUAAUUUAUUGGAGCUUUUGUCCCCCUUUCUUUUUUUGCAAAUAUUCUUAUUACUUAUUUAUUAUUCACCCCCCAAAUCUGUGCUGCAUCACUAGCUCUCAUUAUGCUGUGCUCAGUAGCCCAGUCUGUUCUCCGCCUCUGCUAGGCAGUGGCAGCAUGGAUGGUGCUCUUGUGACGACCUCUGCUGAUUCUAUCAGUCCACUGCGGAUAGGCAUGCUGAGUAAUCCUGCUGUAAAUGGGCGAGGACACGGACACACGAAAAAUUAACCACAGCUUUCUUCGAGACCACAACUAUGUGACUGAAGCUGAUAUUAUUUCUACAGUUGAGUUCAAUCACACUGGAGAACUACUGGCUACUGGGGACAAGGGAGGUCGGGUAGUUAUAUUCCAAAGGGAACCUGAGAGUAAAAAUGAGCCUUACAAUCAGGGGGAGUACAAUGUUUACAGCACGUUCCAGAGCCAUGAGCCUGAAUUUGAUUAUUUGAAGAGUUUGGAGAUAGAGGAAAAAAUAAACAAGAUCAAGUGGCUACCACAGCAGAAUGCAGCCCACUCCCUUCUGUCAACAAAUGAUAAAACUAUCAAAUUGUGGAAAGUUACUGAACGAGAUAAGAGACCAGAAGGAUACAACUUAAAAGAUGAAGAAGGGAAACUUAAAGAUCUGUCUACCGUAACAUCACUACAGGUUCCUGUAUUGAAACCUAUGGAUUUGAUGGUAGAAGUCACCCCCAGGAGAAUCUUUGCUAAUGGUCACACCUAUCAUGUCAACUCAAUUUCUGUCAACAGCGACUGUGAGACAUACAUGUCAGCUGAUGAUCUCAGGAUUAACCUCUGGCACUUAGCAAUCACAGACCGGAGUUUCAACAUUGUAGAUAUAAAGCCAGCCAACAUGGAAGACCUGACGGAAGUGAUUACUGCAUCCGAGUUUCAUCCCCACCAUUGCAAUCUCUUUGUCUACAGCAGCAGCAAAGGAUCCUUGAGACUCUGUGACAUGAGGGCAUCAGCCCUCUGUGACAAACAUUCCAAACUUUUUGAAGAACCGGAAGACCCCAGUAACAGAUCGUUUUUUUCAGAAAUUAUCUCUUCAGUGUCGGAUGUUAAAUUCAGUCACAGUGGCCGAUAUAUGCUAACAAGGGAUUACCUCACUGUCAAAGUUUGGGAUCUGAACAUGGAAACGAAGCCUAUAGAAACAUAUCAGGUCCAUGAUUACCUUAGGAGCAAGCUGUGUUCCCUUUAUGAAAAUGACUGCAUCUUUGACAAGUUUGAAUGUGCAUGGAAUGGAUCAGACAGUGUUAUUAUGACAGGUGCAUAUAACAACUUCUUUCGAAUGUUUGACCGAAACACCAAGCGGGAUGUUACCUUGGAGGCAUCCCGGGAGAGCAGUAAGCCACGAGCCAUUCUAAAGCCCCGCCGAGUCUGCGUAGGGGGCAAGCGAAGGAAAGAUGACAUCAGCGUCGACAGUUUGGACUUUACAAAGAAGAUCUUGCACACAGCCUGGCACCCAACUGAGAACAUAAUUGCUAUAGCAGCGACAAACAAUCUGUACAUAUUUCAGGAUAAAGUGAACUCAGAAAUGCACUAGAUUGAUCAAUACCUUUCUGUGUUUAUAAACCAGCCUUUUGAGAGUUGUAGAAGGACAUGAUCUUCACAAAAGUGUGGUCAUUGUGGUGGAAUUUCUAGAUUCCCUCCCUCCACCCUCAGUCUGUAUCAUUGUUGGUGGCAACCAACUGUUUUAAAUCACUGCAACUGUAUAAUUGUCUAAGUAAAAAGGCACUACUGUGAAUUCAGUACUGUGGUCUAUGUCUAUUUUUUAAACAAUCGAGUAUUCAUUUCAGGAUUGAUCCUGUGAGGUGCUGAGUACCCUAAACUCCAGUUGACUCUUGAAGGGACAAUGCUUCACAGGACCAGCAUCCUGCUGUGCUGCAUUCUUCCACAGUCUGCAGUGUUUAUCACAUUAUUAGAGCUUUUCACACUGGUCCCUUGAUUUUUUUCAGGAAUGCCUUCCAGACUUUCAAAGUCAAAUAGACUUAUUUAUGAGUGUAGGAAUAGCUGUGUCCCCCAUACAUUGCUACGCAUAGACGGAAGGUCGUAGACAGUUAGUAAUAUGGAAGCAAAAUAAAUUAUUCUGCUUAUUAACAAGUGACAAGUUGUCCCUAUUUCCCUUAUCACAUUCCCCGUCCCUAGCACUGAGCCCUCAUUAUGGAAUUCCACAAACACUUUUACAAUUUUUUACUUCUGCUACAAAUCUUGACUUUGUAUUUCAGCUUCUGAGUCAAAAAAUGAAGAGUGCUGUCGAUAAUCUCAGCUACCUUAGUUUAAAAAGGCAGCUUGUUCUGCAGGUACAUUUCCAAUCAUACUGCAGAAUGUGACAAUACUAAUUUCAGUGGGUGCCAUUUGAAAACUCAGGAUUUGCCACUCCAUGGUGACUAUUCAACACAUAUAAAGAUACACUUGUUAAUGCAUAUACAUAUGUGCUAUUACAAUGUUGAGUAACAAAGCAUUGAGUUAAGCCCUUUUGAAAAUCCCUCAUGUGAUGUUUACUGCAUCACACUUAUUACUUUAAACUUGGUAUUUGCAGAAUCCCAAGGAAAUACAGGUUUAACUACUAUGAAUGGUAACUCAAGAGUUUAGCAUGGCUCAGUGAAUUUUAAAAUGACUAUAAAAUUACAAGAUGACUCCUGGGUGAAACAGAAAACUAAAAUUCUACUUAAAUUGGUUUAUACAGUUCUUGCUUCAAAUGAAAUUCAAUGUAAAUGGAAGAUAUUUCCAUUAAGAAGUGUAUACAAAUGGUGCACCAUUUUGGAAAUGCUUUUUAAUCUAGGAAAUCUUUCUGCAUGACUAAUAAAAAUCUGCCGAAAAAUUAUUACCCCAAAUGAUUUCUUCUCAACUCAUGAGUAAAGGAGUGUAACUGAUGCAGAUACCUUGGCUGAUCUGCUCUUGUUAAAAAAUCCCUCACUUAGAAAAGGUUCUUUAACAACCUUACCCCAUUCUUCACUGACUUUUUGGAAAAUGGAGAAUGAACUAAUAACUGAACCCGCAUGCUUUUAUAUUAUGAUUUUUGGGGGAAAAUCUACCACCAAGGUUUACAAAAAAAAAAAAAUGACAACUUUUUAUAUGAAGUCUUGACAUGACACAUGAACUAUGUAUGUUUAAAUUUUUUAGAUUGAUACUGUAUAUUCCGUGUGUAGAAGCACAAACGCAUGUGCAUCAGUUUCCAGCCAUACUAUACACAAACAGUAUGAAAUAUGUAGGUUAAUUUUAAAGGGAAUGAGGAAUGUUUGUUUAUAAAAUACUGUAUACCCUAGAAGACGUGGGCAGUAUUAUAUGUAUAUAUUUAUUCUAAUUAAAGUUAAUAAUCAAUUUUUUUCUUGUAAAAAGAUUUAAGAAUAUGGUAAAUUGUAUAGAAACCUUGUUAAUGCCAAACUACUGCUUCAAGGGUGUCAUACAAUUUCUUUGACUUUUGGCCGCCUCCAUUAACCUUUGUAGCCCAAAAAUGCUAACAGCUAAUUUACUGCUACAAGUACUGUAAAACAUACUUAGCGUCUAACAUCCUCAAGUUAGAGUCUACAUGUAACUUAUUAUAAAGCAGAUCUUAAUACAACAGUAAUACUAUUUUUAUUUCAAGUACCUUAUUCUGUUUCAGGUUUGGGUACCAAGCAGAUAACUAAUUAAUAAAAUACAUUUUUGGAGGUUUACAAAAUUACUGAUUUCCAGACCAAAAUGAUAUGAUGUGAUUAUUGAGGAAAAUAUGGAAAUCCUUUUAAAGAGCAGUAUCACAUUCAUGACUCUGAUAUCACUGCUAUGAUUCAGUUUCCUGGUCUUUUUGAAUGUAAGAAAGUUGACAUCGUCAUUGUGAAUCUUUUAAAACUUUUUUUCGUUUUUGGUUUGAGCUUUCAGUGGCGUAGAGUAAAGGAUGGUAAAGUUGGUAAAUCAGAUUGUUCGGAAAGCUGUUGUUCAUGGCUGCAUUCCUUGUGUUGCACAAAUUAGCUAACUGUUGUUGAAUAAAGAUAUAAAUAUGUUAAUACCAGCUUUUUCAAUAAAAUG